Messenger RNA from Perca flavescens (yellow perch), 1129 nucleotides. RefSeq lists its product as uncharacterized. Lineage: Eukaryota; Metazoa; Chordata; Actinopteri; Perciformes; Percidae. Bases 112 to 786 code for a protein of 224 amino acids. The transcript is spliced from 4 exons. Gene Ontology annotation, cellular component: external side of plasma membrane. The record is from RefSeq and is a predicted model, not a curated record. Gene Ontology annotation, biological process: cell surface receptor signaling pathway; immune response; cellular response to lipopolysaccharide.
UCUCACUUCCCAUACUAAAAACAAACAAAGCAAACUUUUUGCAAACAUUCUAGUCGAUUCUAACAGCAAGAUGAAUAUGCUACUACUGAGGCGUUUUCAAAAGUCGAUUGGAUGAGUUUCAGGGAGAAGAUGAUCUGCAGCAUCCUGCUGCUCAUCAUCCUGACCUCCUGUGUCUCUGGAACAUUAGUAGUGAAUGUGACCCAGACCUCCUAUCAGGCAGAGGAGAACCAGCACAUCACACUGGAGUGGACCUUCACAACCCUAACCAAACAUACACUCAACUCUCUUUCUAUCUUCUGUGAACUUUUAACUGAUCCCAGACCCUCAGUCCUGUUUCAUCUCCAUGAAGGAGUUGAGGUCCCAGAGUUUCAGGAUGAACAGUUUGCAGGACGAGUCCAGUGGGACAAAGACGUCCUCAGAGAAGGACGACUCAGACUUCAUGUGUCCAGACUCAGGACUGAAGACUCAGGACUGUACCUGUGUAAAGUGUUCACAAGUUAUGGGAGGAACUCUGGUAGAUGUUGGCUCAAUGUCACUGCAGCGAGGGAUCGGCCUGAACCUGAGACACCAAACACAACAAGUCCACCAAACACAACAAGUCCACCACAACCAGAGAGUCGGGGAAGGAUCGGUCUCUACUGUGUAGUGGGACUGACGACAGCAGCAGCUCUGCUGGCUGGUUGUUUCUGUUUGUUCAGAAAGAGAAGAAUGCAGAGAGAACCAGAUUCCCAUUUAGCAAAUACCAGUUACAGAUCAGCAGUUGAUGGUUUAGAGUUUAAUCAUUAACAACUGAGACAAAACUGUUAGAAUUAACUGUUUGUAUCACAGACACAAAGAAAAUACUAGUUUCUAGUACUAGUGGCAGCUAAUAUAACAGCAGGUAACCAUAUUAAUGUUGAUGUUUCACACACAUGAAAAUCAGCAAAAUGAACAGAAACAAGCUGUAAAAGGUGAUGACUGAAACACAUUCAUGAUAUAAAAGUCUAAUUACAGAACUGAUAUACAAAAAUAAUUAUGGAGGAAAACAAUGUUGUCAUUAUUUUUAAGCGAUGUCUCGUCAAAAUGUUAGGGGAGACCGGAGCAAUAGUAACAUAUUUUACAUUUUCCUUCAUGACUCACAGACGACUUG